AUGGGUCUGCGGAUGAAGUUGCGGAAGACCUUUUCGUCUUCUGCCUCGAAGAAGAACAGCGAUCCUGCUCCUCCUCUCAUGCCUAACGAACCACACUAUACCGGCCGCACCGACAUAGAAUAUUAUAAACCUCACGAGAUCCCCAAAUCCAAAUAUAAAGGCAAGGUCGACCCAGCGCAUCAAGCCAGCCUUGCCGCCUUCUCCCUCUCCGAUGCCUUCUCCGCGCCCCCCAGACGGGCCUCCCAGGCGCCAUCCGGCACCUUCUCGCCCGGUGGCACCCAGGCGCAGAGCCUGGCCCCAAGCAGAGCACAGAGCAGAGCUGCAAGUAGGGACCCGAGUCGAAGUCCGAGUAGAAGGCGAUCGUUUCAUGACCAGCGUCGUUCGAACCUGAGGACCGAGACCGGCGUUGAUUCGGAUGAAAGCGGCAGCUCACACAGCACCAGCAGGGAGAAGAGCAUGUCUGCAAGCACGGUUCUGGACCAUGAUACCGCCAGUACAUCGCUCUCGGACCAGCCAACAGCGAUCUCCUCCGCGCCUCUCGAGCAUGACGUGAAACUCGUCGAUAGCGGAAUCGGGAUCCCCAGCAUCGUCCUUUCGAAACAAAUGACGGCUCACGACACACCUUUUACCAUCGAAGAGCUCGAGCAAGCCAUGACACGGGCGUCGCUGCGGCGAAGACAGUUUGACGUCAACCAUCAUAACGACGGCGUUGUUUCAUGA
Molecule: messenger RNA, 720 nt
Organism: Capronia coronata CBS 617.96
Lineage: Eukaryota; Fungi; Ascomycota; Eurotiomycetes; Chaetothyriales; Herpotrichiellaceae
Exons: 2
Coding region: 1-720 (239 amino acids)
Source: RefSeq, a predicted model, not a curated record